AUGAGUCUGACAGAAACAUGGAUAGAAGAAGAAACGUGGAAGAAAUGGAUAAAGAGAGUACCAAACAAAUACAAGUGGAAUUGCAUACCGGCGACAAGGGAGUGCGUGAAAGGAAGAGCCAAAGGAGGGAUAAUCGUGGCAACUAGCAAGGAAUUGAAGGGAGUAAAAGUAAAAGUAAUAAACAAAGGAGCAAUGGAGAUAAGCAUGGCAUACAACAGAAAAAAAUGGAGGAUAAUCACUCUGUACAGUCAAAACAUAGAAGAAACAAUGGACAGCCUGGAGGAGGCAAUAGAGGAAGACAAGGAGGGGUAUUUAAUGCUAGGAAGAGACUUUAACGCUAGAACCGGGGAAGAAGGUGGACCAAUAGGAUACGGAAAAAAGGAGGAAGAGAAAACAAGGAGGUCAAGAGACAAGGUGGUGAACAGAGAAGGGAGAAGACUGAUAGACAAGAUGAAGGAAAGAGGAUGGAUGAUACUAAACGGAAGCAAUGGAAAACAAGGGAAUUGGACAUACAUAGGAGAACAAGGAGCAUCGGUAAUAGAUUAUGUGGUAACGAAUGAAAAGGCUAUAGAGGAGGUGAGAAAGGUGGAGGAAGGAAGCAGAACAGAAUCGGANCAUGUUCCAAUGGAAGUGGAAAUAGAAGGAAUAAGUAGAAGAAGAAUAAAAGAAAGCGGCUGUAUGGAGGUGGAAAGAAGCGUAUGGUCGGUGGAAGGGAUAGAGCACUAUCAUGAAGAAUGCGAGGGGUGGACAUGCACGGAGACAAAUACAGAGNAGAUGUGGUUAGCAAUGGAAGAUAAAGUAAAAAAUUCAAUAACGAGGGUCAAGAAAAAGGUAACGCCAUGGAGGUUAGGAAGAANGGAAUGGCACAGCAAAGAAUGGAAAAAGAAAAAAAGAGAGUUAAGAAAGGAACUAAGAAAAUUGAAGAAAGACAAGAUAAAAAGGGAGGAAAAGAAGAAAGAAAGAGUAGAUGAGGGGAUAGAGCUGCACACCUGGAAUGAACAUUUCAUGGANCUACUAGGGGGAACAAAGGAGAGAGUGAUGAUGGAAGAGGAAGAGGAACGAGAUGAGGAAAAAAAUGAGGAGAAUAGGACAGGAGAGAGUAAUGAGGAGAUAGAAGAAAUAACAAAGGAAGAGCUAGUGAAACAACUAAGAAAGCUGAAGAAAGGAAAGGCACCAGGAGAAAACGGAAUAGAGAAUGAAGCGUGGAGGCUAAUGCCAGAGAGAAUAGGNGAAGUAUUUUUGAAACUGAUAAGGAAGAUAUGGAGGGAAGGAGGAAUACCUGAAGAAUGGAAUAGAGGGAUAAUCAGCCCUAUAUUCAAAAAAGGAGAGAAAGGCGAAGUAAAGAACUACAGAGGGGUGACCCUGAUGGACACGGCGUACAAGAUAUACGCAAACAUCCUAAAUGAUAGGUUGAAGAGGGAAGUAGAGGAAAAAUUGGAAGAAGGACAGUUUGGUUUCAGGGAGGGAAGAGGCACGACGGACGCAAUUUACAUCCUGAACUUCAUAGCAAACAAAGAAAUUGCAAAAAAGAAAGGGAAGAUCUUCGCAUUCUUCGCUGAUCUAAAAGCGGCGUUUGACAAGGUGGAUAGGGUUAAACUAGGAGAAAUGCUGAAAAAGGCGGGAAUUGGAGAUCAGCUUAGAAAACGAAUCAUGGAGACCUAUAAAGAAACGAAGAACAAAGUGAAAGUAGGAAAAGGAAAAUCGGAGGAGUUCUGGACGAGAAGUGGAGUCAGACAGGGAUGCCCUAUGAGCCCAACACUGUUCAACGUGUAUCUGAUGGAUCUGGAAGCAGAAAUGAGGAAAGAGCAAUUUGGUGGAGUUCCAAUAGGAGAAGAAAAAGUCUGGACGAUUACUUACGCGGACGACAUCGUGCUGCUGGCAAGGAGCGAACAAGAACUAAAGAAUAUGAUGAGAAGGUUCAGGAAGUAUUUAGAAAGAAAAGGAAUGAUUUUAAGCCCAGAAAAGUCAAAAGUGAUGGUGUUCGAGAGAGGAAAAGGGAAAAAAAAGGCGAGAAAGUGGAACUGGAGAGAAGAAAGGAUAGAAGAGGUGAAGGAGAUAAGGUAUUUAGGAUACAUACUACAGAAAAACGGAGGAGCAGAGAAACAUGUGGAGGAAAGGAUGAGAAGAGCGGUAAUAGCGAUGAAGCAGACGUGGAGCAUCGGGGAAAGAGUAUUUAAAGAGGACUACAGAAGAAGGAUGAAGAUGUACAACGCUCUGGUGGGUAGUGUGGCAUUAUAUGGCGCAGAAAUAUGGGGGUGGAAGAAGGAAGAAAGACUGGAUAAAGUGACGAGAAAAUACAUAAAGUGGAUACUGGGAUUGGAUAGAAGAACGCCGAACUAUAUUGUAAAAGAGGAGACAAAAACGAAGGAACUAAGACUGGAGGCCAUAAAAAGAGCGGUGAAAUAUGAAGAGGAGGCACGGCAGUCGAAAAAGAAGCUGGUGGUAGAGUGCAUGAAAGAGAUAGAGAGAGGGGAAGAAAGAGGGGAAGAAAGUAGGUGGGAGAAAUGGAGAAAAGAGGUGAUGAUAGACGUGGGUAUCAGCAAGAAGGAGUUGAAAGAGAGGAGAGAGAGGGAGGAGAUGAAGGAGAUAGUGCAGGAAAUAGUAGAGAAAAUAAAAAAGAAAGAUAAGGAGGAAAGAAGGAAAAAGAUGGAGGAAUCGAGGUACAACGUUAGCUAUAAAAAAGCAAGAACAGAAGCAGCACCGGCAUACCUGAGAGGAAAGAAAAACAAGAAGGAAAGAACAAGGAUAGCAAGAUACAGAUGCGGGAACGAAAUGAAAGGGAACCAACAUUGGCUGACAGAGGAGGAAAGGAUGUGUAGAAUAUGCGGAGUUGAAAUAGAGGACCUAACACAUGUACUGAAGAAGUGCGAAAAAACGAAAGAAGAAAUAUCAGAAGAAGAGUUUUUAAGCGAAGAUGGGAAAGGCUGUGAAACAAUCAGCUGA
This is a messenger RNA of Pseudomyrmex gracilis, 2943 nucleotides long. RefSeq names its product trichohyalin-like. The transcript is spliced from 4 exons. Lineage: Eukaryota; Metazoa; Arthropoda; Insecta; Hymenoptera; Formicidae. Bases 1 to 2943 code for a protein of 980 amino acids. The record is from RefSeq and is a predicted model, not a curated record.